CCUUAGAAAACCUAACGCCCUCGCAUUAUAACUUCAGUCCUUAAGCAUUAGCCUCCUUUUCAACUCCACGGCGCAGAUCCGAGGAGUUUGUGAAUCUCUCGCUAUCUUCCAACGCUUUCUAAUCUUCUUCCAAUCCUUCGUUUCUCACUGAUCUACAGAUAUGGCUGGUUUGGCUCCGGAAGGUUCUCAAUUUGAUGCACGUCAAUAUGACACGAAAAUGAAUGAGUUACUUUCAGCUGAUGGACAGGAUUUCUUCACCUCAUAUGAUGAAGUUUACGAUAGUUUUGAUUCUAUGGGCCUGCAAGAAAAUCUUCUCAGAGGCAUCUAUGCCUAUGGUUUUGAGAAGCCAUCUGCAAUUCAGCAAAGGGGAAUUGUUCCUUUUUGCAAAGGGCUUGAUGUGAUCCAACAAGCCCAGUCUGGAACUGGGAAGACUGCAACUUUUUGCUCUGGCAUUUUGCAACAACUUGAUUACGGUGUUGUGCAAUGCCAGGCUUUGGUCCUGGCACCCACUAGGGAACUUGCACAACAGAUUGAGAAGGUUAUGCGAGCCCUUGGUGAUUAUCUUGGUGUGAAGGUUCAUGCUUGUGUUGGUGGGACAAGUGUACGUGAAGAUCAACGCAUUCUCCAAGCUGGUGUUCAUGUGGUUGUUGGUACACCUGGUCGUGUGUUUGAUAUGUUACGUAGACAGUCACUUCGUCCCGACUACAUUCGGAUGUUUGUGUUGGAUGAGGCUGAUGAAAUGCUUUCUCGUGGAUUUAAGGAUCAGAUUUAUGACAUUUUCCAGCUGCUGCCAUCCAAGAUUCAGGUCGGGGUCUUCUCUGCUACAAUGCCUCCUGAAGCCCUUGAGAUCACCAGGAAGUUCAUGAACAAGCCUGUUAGAAUUCUUGUAAAGCGUGACGAGCUCACUUUGGAAGGUAUCAAGCAGUUCUAUGUCAAUGUUGACAAGGAAGACUGGAAGCUUGAGACUCUUUGUGAUCUUUACGAGACUUUGGCCAUCACCCAGAGUGUUAUCUUUGUCAAUACUCGACGUAAAGUUGAUUGGCUCACUGAUAAGAUGCGAAGCCGUGACCACACCGUAUCUGCUACUCAUGGUGACAUGGACCAGAACACCCGAGACAUUAUUAUGCGUGAGUUCCGAUCGGGUUCUUCUAGGGUUCUGAUCACCACUGAUCUAUUGGCCCGUGGUAUCGAUGUCCAGCAGGUUUCUCUCGUUAUUAACUAUGAUCUGCCGACACAACCGGAGAAUUACCUUCAUCGUAUUGGAAGAAGUGGACGUUUUGGAAGGAAAGGUGUUGCGAUCAACUUUGUAACGACGGAGGAUGAAAGAAUGCUAUUCGACAUUCAGAAGUUCUACAAUGUGGUAAUUGAAGAGCUGCCCGCUAAUGUUGCUGAUCUCCUGUGAGAAGGGAAGGGAAGGGAAGGGGAAAUAUUGUGGUAGAGAUUGAGGCGUGGUUUUCUCGUUGAAGUACUCAAGCUUUUUUCAACCUCUUUUAUCUUUUUGCUCUCUACUUUUUUAGUGUCUUAAAUUAAAAUAUUCUUGAACCUAUCUGACCUUGGAAAAUGGUGUGCUCUACACCACUGCAAUAUAAAAGAUUGUCAAAUUGCCUUUCUGGUAAAUUAUGGGCCUUUUUGUUUCUGUUGGGGUUUUGUAUUGUAUUUGAGGUUUUUUUCUGUUGCCUUUUUUUCCAAGUUAUAAAAAAAAACUCGGUUGGUUGUCUUUGCAA
This is a messenger RNA of Benincasa hispida (wax gourd), 1724 nucleotides long. Its product is annotated as eukaryotic initiation factor 4A-8. The record is from RefSeq and is a predicted model, not a curated record. Lineage: Eukaryota; Viridiplantae; Streptophyta; Magnoliopsida; Cucurbitales; Cucurbitaceae. Gene Ontology annotation, molecular function: ATP binding; RNA helicase activity; nucleic acid binding.